CCGAGUGGUUCUUCAGUUGGUUACUUUAUAAACUAUGUACAAUAAAUGAGGCAGAGCAGACAUAGUGCACUUUGUAGUCUGUAGGGAGUAGGGAGUCAAAUGAGAAACUAAACACGUACUUCUGAGGCAACAUGGAGACGGUAGCAAUGGACGUGAGCGGGAGUGACAGUGUAAAAAUCCCUGACAGCGUUUUACGGCGGGAUCAACAAAGAUUGGAGGAGUUGGAGCGGAGGAAACACGCGAAAGAAAGCAAGACCGUUUCAGAAGAAAAAAGUGAUCAUUUCAGUGCUGCAUUUAACCUGGAGAAAUCUGCCAUCGAGGAGCUGCUGUUAAACUGCGCGCAGACUGAUCAUCAGAAAGCCAUGCAGAUGUUGGAGGAGGCGACUGUCAAAUCUCAACAGCUCCAAAAGUUUCUAAACGACAGCAUGAUGUUUCUGACGCAGUAUGAACUGAGACAGGCGCAGGCUAAUCUGCAGAAACUGCAAAGCUCCUUAGCCGAGAGAAGAUCCGAAGUGAUGCCGAAAAAGAAGUUCGCUUUCCGAUCUCGUACCACCGGCGCCAGUCAGCAGUCAGCGACCACACCUUCAGUUAGUGAAGGAAAAACAAUGACAGAUCAGAACACUUCUGGAGUGGAUGGUGCGAUCACUGCUUGUCAGUGUGGCUUCUCAAAUAUUGACAAUCAAGUCCUGAUCAAACGAUCAGAAGAGAUCCAGCAACGAGAUGUCCUCCUGUCUCACCUGACCAACUGCAAGGUGAGACUUUUCGGGUCCCCCAACACCUUGCAUAUCAAAAACGUGCAAAACUGCCAGAUCCUCAGUGGGCCAGUAUCAAGUUCAGUUUUCAUUGAUGAAUGUAAGGAUUCUACUCUGGUUCUGGCCUGUCAACAGCUGCGAACCCACAACACCACAGACACUCAGAUAUACCUCCAUGUCACCAGCAGAGCAAUUAUAGAGGACUGCACCAGGGUAGGUUUUGCUCCGUUCAACUGGGUCUAUGAUGAACUGGAUGCAGAUUUUAAAGUGUCUGGACUGGACCCUUUAAGGAACAACUGGACUCAGGUGGAUGACUUCAACUGGCUUGCUGCAGGGACUCCCUCACCUAACUGGACUGUAAUUCCAGAGUCUGAGAGGGCAUCUCAUUGGGAUUCUUGAGUGCCAACAUCAUGAACUGCAAGCUUGUGUGGAAAUCCAUAUCUUAACCAUAUCUACAGACUGAUGAUUUUUUUUUUAGUUUUAAAACACAUAGACAAGUAAUCCUGACCAUUGUAAAUGCACUAUGCCUUUAUUAAUGACAAAAUUUACAGAUUAACUUUUUUUGACAGAUGUUUUAAUCCAAACGGACUUUCAGUUGAGUUGGUUGCUUCUUUGCAGGGGCUCUUAACUACUCCAGUAUUUUAACCAUGAAUCAACUCUGCAGAUGUAGUCCAAAUGUUUACAGUUCUUUUUCUGCAGCGGUAACCAAAGCAGUUGCAUGUUUAAUAAAUUAUAAAGUGUUUAAUGAA
Trichomycterus rosablanca is the source of this 1501-nucleotide messenger RNA. It is a transcript of the gene tbcc, whose product is annotated as tubulin folding cofactor C. Gene Ontology annotation, biological process: tubulin complex assembly; post-chaperonin tubulin folding pathway. Gene Ontology annotation, molecular function: tubulin binding. The transcript has a single exon. The record is from RefSeq and is a predicted model, not a curated record. Lineage: Eukaryota; Metazoa; Chordata; Actinopteri; Siluriformes; Trichomycteridae. The coding region runs from base 132 to 1151 and encodes 339 amino acids. Gene Ontology annotation, cellular component: cytoplasm.